AUGUGGGAUACUCACAUUCACUGUCUUGACCCGGAAUGUCAUCCAUUCAAACCUACACGAACUUACACACCUCCUCCUGCUCCUCUAGAGGAAUUGGUCGUCCAGACCCGAGCCGACCGAGUCGUCUUGGUGCAGGCAUCGAUCGAAAAUGGCCACUAUGGCUUGAUGGACCAUCUUCAGCGCAUUCGCACGGAAUUCCCCCACUUAUUUGCUCGUGGAAUCAUAUGCAUGGAUCAGAGUUGGACUACUUUGUCAAACCAAGAUAUUGAUGCCUUGCAUGAGCUUGGUGUGCGCUAUGUUCGUAUACAUGGCUUUCUAGGGGAGUCCGUGCCCAACUCUUCUUCUCUAGAAGAGCAAAUUCGUCUGUUCGCCCGUUCAUACGCAGUUCAGAGAUGGGGCUGGGGGUUGUCGGCUCAGUUAAGCCUCGCCACAUGGGCCUCACUCUCAGAGUUUAUUAUCCACGACACGGAAAUUUUCCGACUUUGCAUUAUUGCGGAUCAUGUCGCCUGCUGCUCACACCGCGAUAUCGGUACGCCACAAUUUGAAGCGUUUUUGAAAAUGCUGCAGACAGGACGAUUGUAUGUCAAGAUCUCGUGUCUCUAUCGACGAAGUCCAGACGACAUACGGCAUAUGAAGCCAAUUAUUCAAAGUUUGGCGGAGGCUGCGCCUGAUGCAUUACUUUGGGGUAGUGACUGGCCCCAUGUGGAUAGCAAUAAGAGACUGGACGACUCACGGACGGUGUCCACGCAGGUGGACAUAGGAAAGGAGCUAGAGGUGUUGCGGGGGUGGUUAUCGGAAGUCCAAUGGCGAAAGAUGCUCUUCGAAACCCCAGAAAAGCUCUUCGCUGACUGA
Messenger RNA from Penicillium daleae, 852 nucleotides. RefSeq lists its product as uncharacterized. Gene Ontology annotation, molecular function: hydrolase activity. Lineage: Eukaryota; Fungi; Ascomycota; Eurotiomycetes; Eurotiales; Aspergillaceae. The coding region runs from base 1 to 852 and encodes 283 amino acids. The record is from RefSeq and is a predicted model, not a curated record. The transcript has a single exon.